AUGCUAAAGCCUACAUCCUCGUCCCUCUUCUCCUUCCGGUCCGCUGAUGGCGCCCUAUCUGUGCCCGUCGCGGCGAGCUGGAUUGCUCUGAUCUGGUACACAGUCGUGCAACUAGUAUGCGCCUUGGGAUAUUUCCAAAUAUGGAGAUAUUUCUCGCGACAGCCACACCGGUCCCGUCUAGCAAACGCCGCCGACGCACCGCACGUCACCGCCAUCCGGCCAGUCAAGGGUCUCGAACCACACCUCUAUGACUGCCUCGCUGCCACCUUCCGCCAGGACUAUCCGCGCGACAAGCUGACCAUCUGUCUCUGCGUAUCGACACGAGACGAUCCCGCCUACCCCACGUUGCGCAAGCUCAUCACCGACUUCCCGUAUGUCGACGCGCGUGUCUUCGUCGAAGAGGAGGAUCCGCUGUUGCAGCAGGAUGGAACCAAUACUUAUACGCUAGGCCCGAAUCCCAAGAUCCGGAAUAUGAGCCGUGCAUACCGCGAGGCUAAGGGCGACAUCAUCUGGAUCAUCGACUGUAAUGUCUGGGUUGGGAAGGGUGUUUGCGGCCGGAUGGUGGAUCGACUGUGCGGGACUGGAGCGAUGCCGGGCAAGAAAUACAAGUUCGUGCAUCACCUGCCUGUGGCUGUGGAUGUUACGGGGGAGAGUAAUUUGCUUGAAGAGCGGCAAGCGCUUUUGGAUGCUAACCGCCAGGCCUCGGAUGCGGAUGCGGACGUUGCCGCUGCCGUUAUGCCCUCUGUUCGUCCGGAGGAUGGGCCGGCGGCCAUGAUUGCGACGGGAGGUGGUCGGCUGGAAGAGCUGUUCCUAUCCUCUGCUCAUGCAAAGAUGUACACGGCUAUCAACACCGUUCUUGUUGCGCCUUGCAUUGUGGGCACGCCAUGCCGGUAUCGACUUUUUUCGGAAAACAUUUGCGAAGACCACCUGAUCGGUGAUCUUCUUUGGAAAAAGAAAGUGCAGGAAGAGAAAGAGCUCGGUGAACGUUGGGGCAAGCAUGCCAUGGUCUUUGGUGAUCUGGCAGUCCAGCCGGUUGCGAACAUGAGUGUGCCGGCAUACAUCGCCCGCCGAGUCCGGUGGCUGCGUGUCCGCAAGUUCACCGUUCUCCUCGCUACACUUGUCGAGCCUGGCACCGAGUCAUUCCUAUGCUCGAUCUAUGGCGCUUGGGGCAUCACAGCUGCACUGGCACCGCAUCUUGAGCAGAAAGGUGUGCAGUGGGCAUCCAGUCUGGGAACCUGGGCUGCAUUCUUUGCAUUCUUCGUCUUCAGUAUGAUUUGCUGGAUCCUGGUUGACUGGACGCUGUACGUCAAGCUGCACUCCGCAAAGGCUAUUGAGAUGGACGAGGGUACCCCAACUUUCACACGGCCCCAACGUUACCGGUCAUCCCAGACUACACGUCGACCAUUCAUGCAAUGGUUUGCUGCCUGGCUCGGUCGUGAAGUGCUGGCCCUGCCCAUCUGGGUCAUGGCUGUGUACGGCGGUGUGACAGUCGUCUGGCGAGACCGGCGCUUCAAGGUCGGCUUUGAUGCAAAAGUACGCGAGAUCGAUCCUGCUGCCGCAAUGCCUUCCUCUAGUGCAACCAACGCGCACUCUGUUCCAGCCCAACGUCCCGGUAGCAAAGCCGGCAAAGUCCGAAGCGAUUGA
Penicillium canescens is the source of this 1644-nucleotide messenger RNA. Its product is annotated as putative ceramide glucosyltransferase. Bases 1 to 1644 code for a protein of 547 amino acids. Gene Ontology annotation, cellular component: membrane. The transcript has 3 exons. Lineage: Eukaryota; Fungi; Ascomycota; Eurotiomycetes; Eurotiales; Aspergillaceae. Gene Ontology annotation, molecular function: ceramide glucosyltransferase activity. The record is from RefSeq and is a predicted model, not a curated record. Gene Ontology annotation, biological process: glucosylceramide biosynthetic process.